AUGGCAGAAUCCGGGAAGAUUACCAUUUCCAUUGACCGUGGGGGCACCUUCACUGAUGUCCAUGCCAUUGUGCCCGGUCGUCCAGACAUUAUUCUCAAGCUCCUCUCGGUAGACCCAUCUCACUAUCAAGAUGCACCCACCGAGGGUAUCCGUCAGAUCCUCGAGCGUGCGACGGGAGAGUCACAUCCACGGGGUCAACCAUUGAAGCUCGACCUCAUCGGCUGUCUGCGUAUGGGCACCACUGUUGCAACCAAUGCCUUACUUGAGCGGAAGGGUGCUCGUUCAGUCCUUUUCACCACGAAGGGAUUUCGCGACUUGCUCAAAAUUGGCGACCAGUCCCGCCCAGCCAUCUUCGACUUAUCAAUGAUCCGUCCGGGAAUGCUACCAGAAGGCGUGGUCGAAGUUAAUGAGCGAGUGAUACCCUGCCACCAUGCUGCAGACAGUGGUUGCUUCUCAGAUUCUCGAGUUGUGGAGGGAAUCACCGGCGAGACGUUCCGCGUGGUGCAGGAAUUGGAUCUUGCGCAAGUGCGUGCAGAACUUCAGCGCCUCAAAGAGCAAGGAUAUCAGUCUCUCUCUGUGGCCCUUUUGCAUUCAUUUGCCUACCCGAACCAUGAGCUUCAGAUUGGGCGGCUUGCAGAGCAAAUGGGGUUCUCUGUCACUCUGUCUUCCAAGCUACAGCCUAUGAUCAAGAUCGUGCCCCGCGGAAUGUCGGCCGCGGCCGAUGCAUACCUCACCCCGGUCAUCAAGACCUAUAUCGACUCCAUUUCGUCUAGCUUUGAGGGUGGCUUGGAGAGCCAACAGGACUGUCGGUUUGAGUUCAUGCAGUCAGAUGGCGGGUUGGUUGAUUUCCGCAAGUUCAGUGGGCUGAAGGCGAUCCUCUCUGGCCCAGCGGCCGGAGUGGUGGGCUUUGCAGCCACAAGUUGGGAUCCUACUGAGCAAACUCCUGUCAUCGGCUUCGAUAUGGGUGGUACAUCUACUGACGUGUCACGUUUUGAUGGUCACCUGGAACAUGUCUUUGGAUCGAAAGUCGCUGGCGUCUCGAUACAAUCACCCCAGCUCGACAUCAACACCGUGGCUGCUGGCGGUGGCUCCAUUCUUAGCUGGCGCAACGGUCUGUUUUAUGUUGGACCUGAGUCGGCAAGCGCACAUCCAGGUCCUGCGUGUUAUCGGAAAGGUGGUCCCUUGACCGUAACCGAUGCCAAUCUGUUCCUCGGUCGGCUACUGCCGGAGUAUUUCCCACACAUUUUUGGACCAAACGAGGAUCAACCACUGGACACAGAGGUCACAGCACGGCUUUUCAGUGACCUUACACAGAAGAUUAACGUCGAGCGCCGGCAUCAUUUCCAACAAGAGUACAGUCCAGAGGAGGUUGCGCUCGGGUUCCUCAAAGUUGCAGACGAAUCCAUGGCCCGGCCAAUCCGCAAUCUCACUGAAGCCCGUGGAUUUGAGACUGCGUCUCAUCAUCUGGCUUGCUUUGGUGGCGCUGGAGGCCAGCAUGCGUGCUCUGUAGCCGCCUCCCUGGGGAUUUCCCGCGUUAUAAUCCACAAAUACUCGUCUGUCCUGUCAGCAUACGGCUUGGCUUUAGCAGAAGUGGUCAAAGAGUCCCAGGAGCCAGUCUCGUCCGACUAUCAAUCUUCACACUCGUCUCUGCUCCAACGCUUUAACGAGAUAGCCGCCGCAGCUACAGAUGAGAUGCAAGCACAGGGCUUUCCGUCGAAUCAAGUGCGACAUGAACAGUAUCUUAACAUGCGGUACGAGGGUUCGGAUACUAGCCUGAUGAUUCUAAAGCCCGAGGGCUCGUCUGACUUUUUGGAUGAAUUCCAUGUCCGUCAUCGCCGCGAGUUCAAUUUUAUCUCGGAACGACCAGUUCUCGUUGACGACAUCCGGGUACGGACCAUUGCCUCCUCCAAGGUGCGGACGGAACGGAGCCCAUUGAACCAGUUGAAAGAGGCGAGCCUGCGAGAUUUGUCGACGGCACCGGCAGAUACUAGCUCGGCCUAUUUCGAUGGCUGCUCAACACGUAUUGAUACGCCCGUCUACCUCCUGAAUCAACUGGAAAAGCACUGCCGCAUCACCGGUCCAGCUGUCAUCAUUGACCAGACCCAAACAAUUGUUGUGGCUCCCAAUUCCGUGGCAAAUUUGCUUGACACCUGCAUCGUCAUCGAUCUGAAAGACGAGCCAACUACCUCGUCUUCGGACCCCAACCAAUCAUCCGAAAUUGAUCCUAUCCGACUCAGUAUUUUUGGGCAUCGUUUCAUGUCCAUUGCCGAACAAAUGGGUCGUACGCUGCAAAAGACCUCUGUUUCCACCAACAUCAAAGAGCGAUUGGACUUCUCGUGUGCUCUUUUCUCUCCCGACGGAGGGCUUGUAGCCAAUGCACCCCACGUGCCGGUGCAUUUGGGGUCGAUGCAAUUUGCCGUUCGCUACCAGCAUCAAAAAUGGCUGGGGAACCUGAAAGACGGCGAUGUGUUGGUUGCCAAUCACCCCAGCUGUGGCGGUACCCAUCUGCCAGAUAUCACGGUCAUUACUCCCGUCUUCGAUCGUCCUGGUGGCACCGAAAUCAUGUUCUACGUGGCAUCGCGAGGCCACCAUGCAGAUAUUGGCGGUAUCUUGCCCGGAUCGAUGCCUCCCAAGUCAACUGAAUUAUGGCAGGAGGGUGCUGCUAUCGAAGGCGACAAGAUCGUCAGUAAUGGCGUCUUGGACGAGGCACGUCUGAUUGAAUUGCUGGUCACCAAGCCUUCGCAGUAUCCUGGCUGCGCUGGCGCACGUUGUAUUAGCGACAACUUGUCCGACUUGAAAGCCCAAAUCGCCGCUAACACCCGCGGGAUCAGCUUGAUCCAAACACUCUUUGCCGAGUAUGGCGUCCAAACGGUGCAGAAGUAUAUGUAUGCCAUUCAGGCGACGGCGGAGACUGCGGUCCGCAGUUUGCUGAAGGGACUAUAUCAAAAGUUUGGUGGAAAGCCAUUGGAGGCGGUCGACUACAUGGACGAUGGCACCCCCAUUCGCCUGAAGGUCACCAUUGACGGGUCAAACGGGUCGGCCGUCUUUGAUUUUGCAGGGACGGGUCCCGAGGUGUACGGCAGCUGGAACGCCCCUAUUGCCAUCACACACUCCGCCAUCAUUUAUUGUCUGCGAUGCAUGAUCAAUGCAGAUGUUCCGCUCAACCAGGGAUGUCUGGCCCCGAUUGACAUCCAAGUGCCAUCUCCCAGCAUUCUCUCGCCGACGAGGACCGCUGCUGUCGUUGGUGGCAACGUGGUGACCUCGCAGCGCAUCACAGAUGUCGUUCUCAAGGCCUUCCAGGCCUGUGCUGCAUCACAGGGCUGCUGCAACAACCUGACGUUCGGCACGAACCCCAAGCUUGAUCCAGCCACCGGUGCCGUAGUGAUUCCUGGAUUUGGGUACUAUGAGACCAUCGCCGGCGGCAGUGGCGCGGGACCGUCGUGGAAAGGAGAAUCUGGGGUACACGUCCAUAUGACCAACACACGCAUUACCGACCCGGAGAUUUUGGAAAAGCGGUAUCCCACCAUGCUCCGCCAGUUUACUCUGCGGGAAGGUUCGGGUGGACGAGGCAAGAAUCCGGGAGGCCAAGGAGUGGUGCGCGACAUCGAGUUUCUAGCUCCGAUGCAGUGCUCAAUCCUUUCGGAGCGGCGUGUACACCGACCCUAUGGACUUGAGGGUGGCCAGGAUGCGCAGCCUGGGCUCAACCAAUGGAUCACCCGAGAUGCGGAGACAGGAGAGGAGCGCCAGAUCAACAUUGGCGGCAAAAAUACCGUGUCGGUGAAAACACACGACCGGGUUGUCAUCAUGACUGCCGGUGGUGGUGGAUGGGGUGCAGUAGAGGCAUGA
This is a messenger RNA of Penicillium alfredii, 3846 nucleotides long. Its product is annotated as 5-oxoprolinase. Bases 1 to 3846 code for a protein of 1281 amino acids. Gene Ontology annotation, biological process: glutathione metabolic process. The transcript is spliced from 2 exons. NCBI's taxonomy places the organism in Eukaryota, Fungi, Ascomycota, Eurotiomycetes, Eurotiales, Aspergillaceae. Gene Ontology annotation, molecular function: 5-oxoprolinase (ATP-hydrolyzing) activity. The record is from RefSeq and is a predicted model, not a curated record. Gene Ontology annotation, cellular component: cytosol.